Messenger RNA from Linum trigynum, 3053 nucleotides. Lineage: Eukaryota; Viridiplantae; Streptophyta; Magnoliopsida; Malpighiales; Linaceae. The record is from the annotation of a GenBank genome assembly.
CGAAUGUAAAAAAAAAAAAAAAUCAUAGGUGUAAUACUCGCUCCAAACCCAAAGGAGGGCUGGGCCAUGGCCCGGCGUGGCCACCCACUAGCUCCGCCACUAAUAGUGUGAUACUAUUUCCAACUCCUGUUUUGGAUCAAUUGACUAGUGGAUACAUUUUCAUUUCAGAAAAUUUACAACAAGAUAUGGUCACAAAAUAAUCAAGCGUUAAUACCUUUAAUUCUCCCGAACUUUACACAAAUAAACUACUUUGGUCUGUGGUUUAUGAAAUACCCAUCAUGACCUAAAUUAUGUACCAUCUACACUAAUUUGGUCCCAUUCCUGUCAAAUUUGACGCUUAACAUAAUUGAUUUUUAAAAUGAUUAUUAAACAAAAUGAUAAGAUAAAUAAUAUAUUAAAUGAUGGAUUUUUUUUAUAUUUUUAUUGUCUAAGUGGCAUCCAUGUCAGUGAAGUAUGCUGAUUCACUAUUGGUCGAUGUUAUUGACUGUCUUUUAGGAAAGAAAAUUAGAGGCCGAGCCAAAUUAUUCUUUCUGGGGCAUAGUUUAGGCCUAAAUGGGUAUUUCAGAAAUCACGAGGCAAAGUUGUCUAUUUGCUUAAAGUUCGGGCCAAUAUUAGAUAUUAACCCAAUAAUCAACUUUGUAAGUUCACAAUAAUUAAAUAGUUUGCUUUUUUUUAUUACCGGCGAAAAAUCAGCCCCACGUGCCACUUUGUGACAGCGGGUCCUACUAAAUCCGGGAGCCACCUGUAUUCACUUUGACGCCAACGGGGCUUCGCCCCCAAACAACCUUAUACCUCCUGGAACAUCAACGAGUCUCGUUUGGAUUCGAACCUGGAAUCUGCACCUCCCAACCCUUCACUGUCGCGGCAGCUUACCGUUAGACUAUCUUACCUUUGGUAAAAAAACGCGCAGUUCACUUUGAAACCAAUGGGACGAACCCCUUUACAUUUUGUAACAAAAUAGUUACACUUAUUUUUGCAAUGUAAAGAACUUAUCAUAAUAAUAGUAAAAUACAUAUGCAAUAUUAGUUUGGCUCCGGGGGAAAGGGUUAGUCAAGAUGGUAAGGUGUAGGGUUUUAAUUAUUAUUUUUGGAUGAUGUGGACGGUCGACCUUUAGUAUUGACGGGCAUCAACUGAAGUUGACUCCAUUCUCCCGUAGCUCCCUUUUCCGAACACCAACAGUAUAUGUGAUUGUGACUUUGUUCGUUUUGCCAGAAUUUUCCAAGGUCACAAGCUUACACACACAUAACUAAUGUCAAACCACAAGUAGUUUCUCAUCGCACAAGGACAUCAUCAAUUCAAUAGUCAAGUUCACACCCAAACCCAAGUAAUUUCUAGUGCAAAUUCGACCACCUAGCUAGAAAACCGAGUGAAAAGAAAGUCCAAACGACACAACUAGCUAGCUAGCUAAAGCUCAAAUCAGCCCCUACCCUCCAACUCAGUAGCAGUCAUUUGCCUUACGCCUCUCUCUCUCUCUCUCUGUCUCUCUCCUAACAUUUUCUAUACAUAUUCAACACGAAAGGCCAUAAUUUUCAAAGCAACAACAAAAACAAAAAAAAAACAGACACAAAAAGCUCUCUAGCUAGGCGCUGAAGAUGGAACUUCGCCGAAGUGAAGAAGAGCAAGGAGCGGCAGUGAAGGCGAUGAGCGCAAAGAAGAGAGGUGGGAGAGUUAUGCCGGCGAAGAGAAAGUUGGUGAAGAAGAUGGUGUUCGAUAGCAUUGUGGAUUCCGUAUCCUCCUUCCUCCACCAUUUCUGCGGCGGCCGCCAUGGUUACUCCAACCAGCCCACUUGCUAAGUUACCGAACACUGGUAGUAUUACUGUGGUAGUAAAGUACUGCAUGUUAUGAUUUUGUUUUUUUGUAUGAUAUUGUAUUAGGUCUUCGUCAAAUUGUUUGUGAAGAUAGAAAGAUUUAACAGAACUGGGUAUUUGAUUAUGUGUUGUAUAGUAGAACUGGGUAUUUGAUUAUUGGAUAAAAAUGUAAAACAUACGUGUUGUACACAAAUAAUAUUAUAAAUACGAUAAAUGUAACAUGAUUAGUUAUAGAUCGGUCUUCUCGGCUCAUGGGUUGGACUUGACCAGUUGCUCAACCCCAAAAGUUUAACGAGAUGAGCUCUGGUCCUUAUAUGGUCGUCUUCAAUCUUAGAUAAGCAAGGUCGUGUACUUGUUGAGAAGCAAAUACGUACAAUAUAGAGAUGAGUAAGGUGAAGUACACGUAAACAAGAUGUUUUAUUAAUCGAGUUCGGCCUACUGCUUUACGUCUCGGCUCAAAGGUGGCUCACCCUUUGAGACUUAGUGUCUAGGUUUUUAUCUUAUUCCGAUCGAUCAACUCCAAGUUGAGUCCCUUUCGGUGGAACUCAAACCCUUGACAAGAAUGGAGCAAUAUAUCCCUUUCUCACUUCCUCACAAGCACUCAUCAUGUUAAAGAUAAAAACUACACAACCUCACAACCAUUCAAGCAAUACAAAUCAGUGAACUCCUACAACUUUAAUUUAGAAGACAAAGGAUCCACUACAUCAUCUUCAAAGAUGGAAGGAGAAAAUAGAAUAGUUGCUUCGUCAACUCUCUAUGAUUAUUCAAGGCCGAAAGCUUUGAAUAUCACUUCAAGCAUUGGUGCAUCACCAACGAAUGUUGAAAUUUGACAUCACUCAUGCAAAUGUUGCAACAAUCUGGAAUAUUCGCUAGAAAGCAUAUUAAUGAUGAUCUUGUGCAACAUUUGAGAUUUUCUUAGAGUUCGUCGGUUCAGAUCCUGGACAUGAAGCCACUCAAGACGUCAUCCAAAAAAGAGUGCUUCCUUUCUCGUUAACUAUGAAAGUGAAACAAUGGUUGGAUUACUAUCCACCAAACACUUUCAAGUUUCACCACAUGAAAAGGUCUAUCACAAACUUUCAUAGAAUAAUUCUUUCCACUAUUCGAGCAAACAUGGACAAGUGUCAUUGUUCUGUCCUGAAAUUCCAAGAGUCAGGGAAGUGGAUGGAUUGGACAUCGAAUCUCCUUCGGUUUGACGAUGGAGAGGACCCACACGGCUAGAAUUGGAAAUAAUUAAUCCUGAUGUGA